AUGUUGAAACACCCAUCUCCAACCUCAUCGUCUCUAGAAAACAAACGGAGUCCCCUCCCCAACUCCAAAAGCUCAAUAAAAACCAACCGCAAAAACCCCCCAACCUCCCCACAACUCACAUCAACCCCAACCCCCAAACCCAAACCAAACAACCAAACAACCACUGAACCCCCAGCCCCUCCAUUCCGCAGCGUCUCCGCCUGCAACAGAUGUCGCCUCCGCAAACACCGCUGCGACCAACGCCUCCCUCGCUGUGAGUCAUGCGAAAAAGCUCAAGUCCGCUGCGUGGGCUACGACCCCCUCACCAAACAAGAGGUACCACGCAGCUACGUAGCCUUCCUCGAAAGUCGCGUCAACUAUCUCCACCAAGUCCUCAUCGACCACGGCAUCGGGUUCAAGCCCGCAAUCGCCUAUGAUGAGGAAGAAGCGUUGAAAAUGGAAGCUGGACAGUCGCCGAGGUUUGAAUCUCGUGGGCUGAGAGAUGCAAGAGAAUUACCCGAGCAGAUGCAAACGCAAUCGCAAUCGCAGAUGGGCACGGGGAUGGGGAUGGGCGCACGGAUGUCCCGUAAGAGGAAAUUGACCCAGUAUACCGAAGACGCAAUCCCCACCAGACAGGUCAAGCGCUUGGCGCAGUUAAAUGUCCUUCUUACGGAGUUGUUGACGGAUGGAUGUCAGCAUCGGGAAUGUUCCCGUGACCCAGCCAGGGGAUAUAUGCGUGCUGCUCGUAGACAUCGCGUGCAGGAGGAUUCGCUUGAACAGAGAUUGCCGUGGUCGCCACGGAGCUUUGAUUCGAUUGAUCAUAGUGAUAGUCGCACGACGAGAUCUGUGUCGCCGGUGUCAUUGCAUGAGCCAUAUCAAUAUCCUAGGACGGCUGCUGGGCGCGGUUCGUCACUGCUCAGUGCGGAAACUGUGUUGGAAUCAGAUCAUGGGCGUGAAGUACAUGACACAAAGAGACAGCCUGAGAUUGAGAUUGAUUUGGGAGAUUUCGAGUCUGAGAUACCUAAUAUCGACCCUGUGGUUGGGGGUGGUGAAAAGAGAAAGACCCAUGUUCGACGUUUGGAUGUUUCGAGUCGUGUUUCGUCACCAGAGAGGGAGGGUUGUUCUAGUCCUGAGCCUAAGUUUGAUAUUGCUGCUGAUCUUCUGCGGGGACGGAGGGAGAGGGAAAGGGCUAAUUAUGAUUUGUUGGAUGAGUUCCUUGUCGACUGGGCUGAGUGA
This is a messenger RNA of Penicillium crustosum, 1215 nucleotides long. RefSeq lists its product as uncharacterized. Gene Ontology annotation, molecular function: sequence-specific DNA binding; zinc ion binding; DNA-binding transcription factor activity, RNA polymerase II-specific. The transcript has a single exon. NCBI's taxonomy places the organism in Eukaryota, Fungi, Ascomycota, Eurotiomycetes, Eurotiales, Aspergillaceae. The record is from RefSeq and is a predicted model, not a curated record. Gene Ontology annotation, biological process: positive regulation of transcription by RNA polymerase II. Bases 1 to 1215 code for a protein of 404 amino acids.